UCCGGGGUCGCUCUAUUUGAACUCAUCAGUCACCCCAUCACAAUCACCCCAUUCUGCAAUAUCAUUCAUGUUUUGUGCUUGUUGGCGCUGGGUUUGCAGUUGCACUCUUCAAUUGCAUUCAGAGAGCCACUUGUAUAAUCAAUCGUUGCCUCGCGACUUCAGAAAUCCGAACGCAGUGCAAGACAACAACAAACCACUUCCUUUUAAAACCCACACGCUAACUAACCUAUAACUAAAAAAGAAAGAGCAGAAGAAGCGAAACCCCCAACCGUCAUCUUCAAUUGUUCAUCGUUUUUGUAGAACUUAGAUGCGCGCCUCCACCAUAAGAAAACUAUGCACCCUCAGCACCCUAUAUCGCUCUCACUCAGCAUGGAAAGCCAUGGCACUUGCCUCUUCCUCUUCCGUUUCCAUUUCUGAGCACAAUGCUUCUGAGUUCAACCAUUCUUCUAUGAGCCACAACCGUGUCCCUUCUCGAGGUGCAGAGGAUUCUCCUGAUGAUGAUAAUACGGCUUCCGAGGUUUCUUCUAUAGUGUACAGUCCAUCUCUGGCAGAGGAACCUGUUGUCGUGAAAGAGGAACCUGUUGUCGAAGAAGUUGACUAUCGCAAAGCAAAAAUGGAAAAAGUAGCAGAUUUAACGUGGUGUCCUAAUCUGUCUCCUGGCUACCUUUUGACUAAACGGAGGGGGUUAGCCCGUGAGAGGAAAAGCAAAUGGAUUUUUAAACUCAGCCAUGAUGUCCGUUUUGAUAGGUUAGUUAAAAUGUGUGCGAAAAGACUAGGAACAGGGACGACCCUUGAUGUGUUUCGUCAGCUGGGUCGAGAGACUGGUGUGAAAGAGUUCAAUGCAUUAAUAAAGAUGAGUAUACAGAAGGCAAGGACUACUGAUAAUGAAUACAUUGCCAUAGAAGAAUUGAGUAAGGCUUUUCACCUUUUAGAAAAUAUGAAGGAGUGCGGUUUUAAGCUAGAAGAGGAAACAUAUCAACCACUGCUUAGGUAUGUCAUAGACAUGGGCAUGGUUAAAGAGUUUCAACUUUUCUCUGAUGUGGUCAGAGCUGAGUGUUCAGUUUCACGGUUAGGUUACUAUGAAAUGUUGCUGUGGAUAAGAGUUGAAGAUGAAGAAAUGAUUCGGGAUAUUUGUGAAUAUAUUACCGUAGAAGAUGGCCAAGACACUGCUGCUAUGCGAGAAAAUUACUUAUUGGCUCUUUGUGAAAGUGAUCUGAAGUUCCAGAUUACAGAUGUGUUGAAAAAUAUAGACAUAACAAUGUUUUCAUCUGCAAAAUCUAUAGCAAGUGUAUUUCAAUCAUUAGGAAGGCUACAGUUGGAAUCUCUUGCCGAGAAUUUAUUUUUGGAUUUGAGAGCACAAGAUUUUGAUGAAGAUGAUAUUUCAGGCUUCAUUGCUGAUUUUGCUGUUAGCACUCCAAAUUUAGCGGUUGAAGAUAUCAUCUCAAAAUUCAAGAGUUUGCAUGAUCUAUUGGAAGUUUUACAUUCAUCGUCAUCAUAUGAAAAGCUGAUUAUGUAUUGCUGUGAUAUAGGCAAGGUUGAUGUUGCACUUGAUCUUGUUGAUAAUAUGUGUGAAGCAGGCUUUACAUUGUCAACUAGGAUGUUACAGUCCAUAUUACACAUUUGUGAGGAAACCUAUGAACAUAUUUUGGUAGGACAGAUUAAUUGCAACAGCUCUGCCUUUUUUCUCCCUUCGCAAUUCGUCCAUACUGUUUCAAUUGCUGUAGUUUACCGGAUCUAUUCUAUCAUACAGCGGUUCCAUUUGAAGUUGAAUGGUGAAAUAUGUAGGUGUUUGGUAAAUUUUUGCGUGAGGGUGAAAGAUUUUAAAGGUGCAUACAAGAUGGUUGAUGACUUGGAGAAAAUGAAUUUCAAACCUACUACCGCCAUGUACAAUGCUAUAAUGGCAGGAUAUUUUCGAGAGAAAAAUAUCAGUGGUGCUUUGAGGGUCCUCAAGCACAUGCAGGAUGCCAAUGUUAAUCCUGAUGUACAGACUUUCAGCUAUUUGAUUAGUAAUUGUGAAACAGAAGAGGAUAUAAUCAAGUAUCGUGAAGAAAUGGAGCAAUAUAAAAUCCCACUUGCAAAACCGAUUUUUAUGGCCCUUAUUAAUUCAUAUGCAGCUUGUGGCAAAUUGGAUAUGGCAAAACAGGUCAUUUUGGAUCCGAACAUACCAGCAAAAAGCUUAAAUGAAAUCAAGAGCGUCCUUGUCUCAGCUCUUGCAUCACAUGGGCAGUUGUCCGAGGCACUUUUAGUAUAUGAGGAGAUUAAUAAAGCUGGAUACAAUUUGGAACCAAAAGCUGUUAUAAGUCUUAUCGAAGAGUUCACCAAAUUCAAAGGAGAGUUGGAUGGGAUGCUUAUGCUACUUACAGAAUUGAGUGAUCUAGACUAUUGGGUCGAUGGCUGCUUCAGAGUUAUCAUAUAUUGUGUUCACAACAAGCAUCUAAGUUCUGCUAUUGACUUGUUCAAGAAACUCAAGGAUAAGUUUGAAAGUGAUGAACUAGUAUUGGAAGUUCUCUUUGAUGAAGUGUUUGCUGCAAUUGCAACAUCCGAGUCCUCAAAUUUGCAGAUUGGUUUAGACUUGCUUUGGGCAGUCAAGAACGAGCUUGGUCUCGUGCCUUCACGGCAAUGUCUUGAUUUUCUUCUAAGUGCCUGCACCAAUGCUGGAGAUUUGAGUAAUGCUCGUUUGAUUUGGAGAGAAUAUGAGGUUGCUGGAUUUCCAUACAAUGUGCUAAGUUAUUUGAGGAUGUAUCAAGCACUUUUGGCAUCGGGAGAUUAUAGAUCUGCUAACUUUAUGCUAAGUAAAAUUCCGAAAGAUGACAGCGAGGUAUCUGCUAUCAUCAAAGCCUGUCAAGAAACAUACUCUGGUCUUUCCUCUGUGGCAAAGAAGAAAACGAAAGUAACAAAAAAGAAAGAAAAACGAGAGGCUUGAGUUCUCUUUCUAAGAUAAUUUUUAUGUAUUGGUUAAGAAAUGCUCGUCAGAAGGGUGGUGCAUUUCUUGUUAAUUUAGUUACAUCAAAUCAUGCUGAUAUUGUCCAUGCUUAGCUUGCAUCAGAUUCAGAAUGGUUUGAUUGGGUUCUCAUGUAUCCCAAGUUUCCAUGGUUAAACCAACCCCAUAUGAUUACCUUUUCAGUUUCAGCUUGAAAAGGUGGUUACUGCGCUACAAAGGAUGAAAGCUUAACAUCCAUGACCAUGUCUUGCACAGAAUUGGAACUCUGAUCCCCCAUCAUAGUUGAAGUUCUGUUUUUCAUCUAAAGAAAGAAUAUGAAAGCUGAAGGCACCUUAUUUUCCCAAGUAUCACCAGUUUAGACUUUAGAUCACUUGUAAUUCUUUAAUACCUUCUGGUGACGGAAUGUUCAAGAAGUCACUAUUAUUCUAACCAUUUAUUAUUAUUCUGCUUAUAUUUUACUAACGAAACAUUUCUAGUAAUAUUCCAGAAAUAUAACUGAUCAAAUAGACUAUGACCCUUGGUA
This is a messenger RNA of Arachis ipaensis, 3464 nucleotides long. NCBI's taxonomy places the organism in Eukaryota, Viridiplantae, Streptophyta, Magnoliopsida, Fabales, Fabaceae. The record is from RefSeq and is a predicted model, not a curated record.